AGAAAGAAGAAAUUAAUCGAUUAGAUUGACGCAAUUCAAAAUUUGAUCACUUCGUAAGCUAUGCUUAGCUUGGCCUGGUGUGUUUUGGUGAUAUUAAUUCCAAAGUCGCUACAACAAAUAAGCGACAAUGAUGAGCAGCGUCCAGUACUUAUUGAUUCCAAUGAAAAUGUUGAUGCUUCGCGUACAGAUCACAUUGAAACUGUUACACCGUAUCCAAUUUAUCUAGAUGAUGAUGUAAUACACGAAAAAGCGUUACUUACAGGAAAUAAGCACCAGAGUUCCGUAAGAAAAAACAUACCGUACAUAUAUCCAAAUUUUUUGAGCGCGGGUUAUUAUAACGAUGGAAGGCAGUUGCUACGUCGUAGGCCAAAGAAGAGGGGGAAAUAUCGGCCUAAACCCUAUCCAAAACCAACCAAACCCACAAGGCAAAGACCCCGGCCUCAUCCUGAUUUAGACGGAGAUUACGAUGAAGAUACAGAAUUACUAAACGCUUUGAUAAAACUCAAUGGCCAAUUUAUAUUUCGAAGCAGUUAAUAUGACAGAAUAUUUGUCCCACACAGAUUUAACAGAUUGAAUUAAACAUGGCAUACAUCAGUCUCGUUAACCAGACCGUAUUAUAAAAUAUAUGCAAGCAGUUGAAAAUUUAGCAUACUUCAAUCAGAUCUCGAUUGGCUUCCCAGUAACUUCUUGAGUGGAUGUAGAUUUUAAUUUACAUUGUGGUGAUUAAAUAUUAUGGGUCAGAUGAAAUUGUAGCUACUUAGACAUUUUAUGAAUUGCCAAUUGUGCUUCAUCUUAUUCAAAACUGUGGUCUGUGUACGUUUAGUCGUUUCUGUCAUAUUCAUAUUUUCGCAAAUUUUGUUGUUUCUUGUUUUUAGUUUCUGAUACUUUGUUCGAAAAUUACGGAAUUAAAUUUCAAUUAUAAUUAAUCAAUGUUUCAA
Messenger RNA from Colias croceus (clouded yellow), 938 nucleotides. RefSeq lists its product as uncharacterized. NCBI's taxonomy places the organism in Eukaryota, Metazoa, Arthropoda, Insecta, Lepidoptera, Pieridae. The coding region runs from base 61 to 534 and encodes 157 amino acids. The record is from RefSeq and is a predicted model, not a curated record. The transcript is spliced from 2 exons.